Molecule: messenger RNA, 3390 nt
Organism: Melanotaenia boesemani (Boeseman's rainbowfish)
Lineage: Eukaryota; Metazoa; Chordata; Actinopteri; Atheriniformes; Melanotaeniidae
Gene: stx5a
Product: syntaxin 5A
Exons: 12
Coding region: 272-1261 (329 amino acids)
Biological process (GO): intracellular protein transport; vesicle fusion; endoplasmic reticulum to Golgi vesicle-mediated transport
Cellular component (GO): endomembrane system; SNARE complex; Golgi membrane
Molecular function (GO): SNAP receptor activity; SNARE binding
Source: RefSeq, a predicted model, not a curated record
GCAGUGACGUUGAUUCCGGAAAUGACCCGGUCCCGGAUCGGAACUUUAACUCAGGGGCUGAUUAGUUCUUACCAGAAACAUCGACGGCUUUCGAAAAAUGGUGUAAUAUCGAUUCAGGCAUGUGUUUACAUGUGUUCAUGAAGGAUACCUCACUAUCGAUCUGAGUUUGUCCGCAUAUCGGGACAGACCUCAGACAGACCUCAGACAGACCUCAGGAGUUUUAGGUGGUUUUUGGCUCACAGCGGGCUAGUGGUCUCUCACCGGCGGCAAGAUGACGUGCCGUGAUCGGACUCUCGAGUUCCAGUCAGCCUGUAAAUCUCUCCAGGGUAGACAGAAUGGAGUCCAGCCCAGUAAACCAGCCCUCAGCGCCCUUAGGCAGCGCAGUGACUUUACUGUUAUGGCCAAGAGAAUUGGGAAAGACUUGAGCAACACAUUUGCUAAACUGGAAAAACUCACAAUUUUGGCAAAAAGAAAAUCUCUGUUUGAUGACAAGGCAAUUGAGAUUGAGGAGCUAACCUACAUCAUAAAACAAGACAUCAACAGUCUUAAUAAACAGAUAGCACAACUGCAGGAUUUGGUGAGGUCUCGUGGAGCUCCGGGUGGCCGACACAUCCAAACCCAUUCAAACACUAUUGUUGUGUCAUUACAGUCCAAACUGGCUUCAAUGUCAAAUGACUUCAAAUCAGUCCUAGAGGUCAGAACAGAGAACCUGAAGCAGCAGCGCAGCAGACGAGAGCAGUUUUCCCAGCCUCCUGCAUCAUCUUCUCCUCUGAUGGCCAACAAUUUCAGAAGCCGCAAAAAAGGGGCCCAGGAGCCGCAUGCAGCUCGCGAGCCGCGCAUUGACUACCAGGGCUAUACAACCGCAAAUUUAAAAGAGAGCUCGGUCCUGAUGCAGGAUGAGUCCCGGAGCCUAGGUGACGUGGCCAUCGACAUGGACUCUCAGAGCAACCCUUUGCAACUCCAGCUCAUUGAAGAACAGGACUCUUACAUCCAGAGCCGUGCAGACACCAUGCAGAACAUUGAGAGCACCAUUGUGGAACUGGGCUCUAUAUUCCAGCAGUUGGCGCACAUGGUCAAGGAGCAAGAGGAAACCAUACAGAGGAUUGAUGCCAACGUGGAGGACACUCAGCUGAACGUGGAGGCUGCUCACACGGAGAUCCUCAAAUAUUUCCAAUCCGUCUCGUCCAACCGCUGGCUCAUGAUCAAGAUCUUUCUUGUUCUCGUUGUCUUCUUUAUCAUCUUUGUCGUCUUCUUCGCUUAAGGAAAAGUGGAGCGGCUGACAGGAGGGGGAUAGCACAACCAAUGAAGUGAGCUUAGAGCUGGACCAGAACAGAUGUCCACAAAAAAUAUUUGGAGGACAGAUAACGGUUUAAUGGAGGCUUGGGAUCCAUUGAAACAAAGACAGUUGUCGGUUAUUCCCAGGCCACAGACUUUUGAUUCGUUGGAGUUUGAACUCUGUCCAGAUAAAACAAAUAAAUGGUCCUAGAUGCCCACUUUGUGUAAAAAGGAUGCAGAAAAUCACUCUGCUUUGUACUUUGACCAACUAUUCCUAAACAUUUAAUCAAAAUGGCUAUAAUUUAAUGGUUUGAUUCUGCAAACUGUUUUUUUAACACCCCAAUUAAUUCAUGUCAUCCUUUUUUUUUUUUUUUAUUUUGUUUUUUUUAUUAUUACUUCAAAGCCGAGCAGUAGAAAUGGAGCCUAUUCUCAGAUUUUUUUGCUUCUUAGUUUAUCUUCUUUUUAUUGGAAGAACAUGUCUGUCUGUUUUACUGGUAAUUCCUAAACCAACACCAUUAAGUUAUGAUGUGAAAUAUUUCCUGUUAAGUUACAUUUUGCUUUGCUUUCAAAGUUUUUUUUGCCAAAUGGGUAGUCUCAUUGAACUGUGACAUAAGGACAUUCUUGAAAGCAGUUACAGCCAGCUAAAAUGAAGUUUGUGAUGCAGUGGAGGCGUGAGCCAUACAAAGUGUAAAGUUAUGUAAUUUUAAAUUAAAUUGUCUGGUUGGCCACUAUCAGACAGGUUUAGUGGUGAAAAAAGUAUAAUCUUCACUUAUGCUGUGCAGCUGAAAGAAUCAGUGCUUAUGAAGGGGUAACUGGUUGUAAAGACCUGCUAAUGAAGUGACUGAAUCAGCCAGAUUCCCUGGAAGUGUCUGGUUGGAUGUCAGUUGUAGUUGCUCCCCUCUAGCUAAUGUACAGAAUAUUAUUUAAAUGACCACAGCUUUUUAAAAAGAAAACAUUGUUCCUAUUCUCCCCUGUUUUUUAGCCAAAUGCCUUGACUUCAGUGUAUAAAGUGCAAAUAGUGUUGAUGAUGUAUUGAUAACGGAGUGCACAUUAAUAAAACAGUAAUGGGAUACAGGUUGUCAUGUCUGAGAUUUUCUUGGGAUAAGAGGAUUAGUCAGUAGGGAUAUAAUUAGCCAUGCUGUGUUAUAGCAGCCCUAUGUUGCAGUUUAUAUUCUGCAUAUUUAAACCACAAUUCUGGUGCUCAACAGAUGUGCAUGUUUGCACAUAAAGAUGGCAACGUUCACUGUUUAAAUUCAUCUUUGAGCUGGGAUAAUUUUGUUUUGGCUUUUAUUUCUGUAAUAAACAGGGUAAAAAUGAUAAAUGCAGUACAAAUAAUAUUUGUCUAAAUGUCAUUUAGGAAGUUUCAUCUAGUCAGAUGAUUUUUAACAAGCUUUAAGCACACUUAUGGUUGGAUAUUUGACCAUUUCUGGGAAAAAUUAAUAGAGUUCAUUGAGGUUUCUGGCACAAACUUGGUACUUUUGGUAGGAUUGAGGUCAAAACAUUGGGAAAUCUAUUCCAUAAUCUUAAUAAUUUCCUCUUUUAACAGUCCAAAACCAUUUGAUAUAUGAUCAUGAUAAGUGUUCUGAAACAUCAAACUAUCGAGUUAAUAGUAUGACGUUAUUUUGAAGAAUUCGCAGGCAGUCCAUUUUUCCAUCCACUUUACACAAGCAGUUAAACCCGGUGUGCUAACAACACCCUGAUUAACAACUGGCACAGUGUUCUUAAGGCUUAAUAACUAAUCUAUUUUCCUCUUGUAAAAUCCUAUCUCCUCCAGAGGACUUCCUCUCUGCCCAUUUGUCCAGCUGCAAACUUCAGUCAAGCUCCUUUUGUGGGCAGUGACCUCCCGGGUGGUGUUUACGACUUCCCGGCUGUAGACCAUGUCAAUUAUGUGCCAGCAGUGUUUCGUAUCUGCGCUUCAGUGGUUUCUGGUUUUACUCUUGACCCUUUUUUCCUUUAACUCAAAAGGGAGCUUUAUAAUCACGUUAUAACUAUUGGCAGAGUGCCUGCACCUCCUUUUGUCUUUUAAGAGUAUACAUAAGUUUUAAAUAAUGAUGAUAAAAAUGUGUGUGUAUAUCUUGAUUGUUAUUAACAGAAAUAAAUACUUUAAAAUUUGCA